Molecule: messenger RNA, 830 nt
Organism: Pichia membranifaciens NRRL Y-2026
Lineage: Eukaryota; Fungi; Ascomycota; Pichiomycetes; Pichiales; Pichiaceae
Exons: 1
Coding region: 173-691 (172 amino acids)
Cellular component (GO): endomembrane system; membrane
Source: RefSeq, a predicted model, not a curated record
CCACUGGCCGUCGGCGGCCGCGUCUCUGUCGCCGCGCGGUACGAGGGCGGGGCCUCACCCUGGCCUGGCCUGGCCUGACUUGGCUUGAACUGAGCUGACGAGCCGUGGGCCGUUACUCUUGCGGCCCGUCCAGCAGUCCCCUGCUCCAGGACACACGCAACAGACAAGCAAAAUGGAAGGAUACCUCGUUGCAGUGCUUGUGGUGCUUGUGGCGGCGGCGGCGCUGAAGAACGUGCUGUUCUCGACGGUGAGCCACGUGGACCUGGAGACGGAGAUCGACCCGGAGCGGGACUCGAGCCUGGCCAAGGAGGCGCCGACGGUUGUGCGGGAGUUCACGCCGCGGCAGCUGUCGAACUACAACGGCUUCGACCUCGAGAAGAUCUACAUGGCUGUGAAGGGCAGCGUGUACGACGUGUCCAAGGGCAGGCAGUUCUACGGCCCCAGCGGGCCGUACUCGAACUUUGCCGGACACGACGCGUCGCGGGGGUUGGCGCUCAACUCGUUUGAGCUGGAGCACGUCCGCCGCUGGGACGAGCCCAUCGACGACCUCGCCGAUCUCUCCGAGCUGGAGCGCAAGAGCCUCGACAACUGGGAGGGCAUGUUCAAGGGCAAGUAUCCUUGUGUCGGGACGCUUGUGCCGGACCCGGACUUUGCCCCGCAGCCGCCUGCCGCCGCUGCUGCUGAUAUAUAGACUUCCCCUCUCCCCUCUCCCCUCUCCCGUAACAUGAAUCUGGCAAAACGCCUGUCGCGCCGGCCGUGCGCCUGCAAAAAAAUCAACACUUUUCGCCGCCCGCCACAACCCCUCCUCCCUUGGCCACGGGGCCGGCGGG